Molecule: messenger RNA, 3112 nt
Organism: Lontra canadensis (Northern American river otter)
Lineage: Eukaryota; Metazoa; Chordata; Mammalia; Carnivora; Mustelidae
Gene: ECT2L
Product: epithelial cell transforming 2 like
Exons: 19
Molecular function (GO): protein binding; guanyl-nucleotide exchange factor activity
Source: RefSeq, a predicted model, not a curated record
GGAGGCAGUCGCUCCGGUCCCCGUCCCUCGGCCACCUCCGGGAGGGCUGGAAGAAAAUAAUUUGCUGAGAUGUCAGCAGGGGAUUCUUCUAGAAAAACCUUGGAAAUGGAGUGCUUCCAUACAAGAUUCAGUGCCUGGACACCUUUUGGCAACAAGUUAUUGAACAGACAGCUCUUUCAGGAAAGAGUUGCUCUUAUAAGUCAUUGGUUUGACCUCUGGACUCACAAGCAACGUCAAGAAUUCUUGUUCACGAUUUUUUUACGAUGCACCAAAUCACAGUUAAGGUUUGUCCAAGACUGGUUUUCAGAAAGGACGCAAGUGGCCAAAGUGGAUUUCUCUACAGUGUUACCGCGCUUCAUUUCUCUCUAUAUCUUUUCCUUUCUGAAUCCGAAAGAUCUGUGUGCAGCUGCACAAGUCAGCUGGCCCUGGAAGUUUUUAACUGAACAGGACUGCUUAUGGAUGCCCAAAUGCAUUAGGUUUGGGUGGUUUCUGCCCUAUACGCCAACGGAUAACGAGUACGGUGCUUGGAAGCGUCAUUAUAUUGCAUCUGUGUCGAGCUUAGAUUGGCUAACACCUAGGGAAGCCUCUGCUGUCUAUGGGACCCUGAACGAGCCCAAAACAGAAGAUGAGGAGCUGCUGGAGAGACAAAGAGAAAAGUGCUUAAGAAAAAUAAUUUGGGAGAAAAUUGCACUACAUAAGAAGGAGUUAUUCAAAGUUCGACCCCCUUGGGUGAGCGGAACACGCUGCUCUAGAUUGUUAAAAUCCAAAUGCCAGCCACGGCUCUCCCAGGCUCUGAGGGAUCGAGUGGGAUUACAUGAAGCUUUGGAGAAACAGCUAAUUUUGGCAUCCUUACAAGCUUUGCCCAAGCGAAGCAAUGUUUCUGGAAGCCAUUCCUACCCUUCAUUAUUGAAGAAGACUUGGCGUGGAGUUCAGAAAAAUGAUGACAGCUCUUCAUAUGUGUCCCAGCCCCACUUCUUACUAAUAUCAUCUCGGAUUCCUGCAUUUGAGAUGGUGGUGGAGAGCAUUAAGGCAGGUAUCAUUUUUGUGGUGUACGAACACAGCGGCUUAACCUUGGAGAGUCUGCUUUAUCUCAUAGAAAAAGCUCUGGAUGGGCAGAAGGUACAGAGUAUGGGGAUAUUUAGUGAUGGAGACAGCAGAGAAAUCAAUUUCCUCCAAGGUUAUAAAAUUGGUAUUGGAAACUUAUUGAGACCUGAAGUGAGAGACUUCUGGGAGAAACUAGGAAGCUAUGUGGCCCCUGAAGAAGAAGGGGGUCAUGUGGACCUCUUUGUACCUCUUGGAGCAUCAGAGGCAGGACUGGAAGUUCUUUCCCAGCUGUCUCAACUAACUGGCACGUUCUUUACUGCCCCUACUGGAAUUGCAACCGGCUCUUACCAGCACAGGCACAGCACCCACUGGGCGCUCAGACAGCUCAAGGCCUGCCCCCAAAUAAUCAACUUUGCAUUGAAUCUUCAGGAAAGAAAUGUUCUAGAAGACAAACUACAGGACACAAAAUCAAGUCUCAGCAAAAAUGAUCCAAAUUUGGAGACGCUGAUUAAACUGGAGAGAAAGCUCCAGAUGGACUCAGCUGAGAAGCGAUCGAGAGUUGCUGGGGAACUUUUACAGAGCGAGAGAAAAUACGUGCAGAUGUUGGAAAUUGUGAGAAAUGUCUAUGUAUCGCCUCUGAAAGCAGCCUUGUCAUCAAACAGAGCGAUUCUCAGUGCUGCAAACAUCCACAUCAUUUUCUCAGAUAUUUUGCAGAUUUUAAGUCUCAAUAGGCAGUUUCUAGACAAUCUGAGAGACAGACUGCAGGAAUGGGGCCCAGCCCACUGCGUGGGAGAAAUAUUCCUCAAGUUUGGAAGCCAGCUGAACACAUAUACCAAUUUCUUCAACAAUUACCCGGUUGUUCUGAGAACUAUAGAGAAGUCCAGAGAAAUGACACCAGCAUUCCGAGCUUUCCUGAAGAGACGUGAUAAGACCAUUGUUACCAAAAUGCUGAGCCUCCCGGAGCUGCUUUUGUACCCAUCGUGAAGAUUUGAAGAAUAUAUGAAUCUUCUCUAUGCUCUGAGGCUUCACACUCCCGCAGGACACGCUGACCGUGGGAGUCUGACCACUGCAAUUGACCAACUCAAAAAAUACAAAAGUUACAUAGAUGAGAUGAAGCAAAACAUCGGUAUGAAAGAUCAGCUGUCAGAAAUACAGAGAAUCGUCUGGGGAUGCCCGACUCUAUCAGAAGAAAGCAGAUAUCUGAUUAGGGUCCAAGAUGUAGCCCAAUUUCACUGCUAUGAUGAGGCAGUAAGUUUCUCUUUAAGGUCCUAUGAACACACCCGUGACCUCAGUCUUUUCCUCUUCAAUGAUGCACUGCUUGUUUCUAGUCGGGGCACAGCUCAUACUCCGUUUGAGAGGACUUCAAAAUCAACCUACCAGUUCAUUGCAUCAGUGGCCCUUCAUAGGUUACUUGUAGAGGACAUUCCAGAUUCUAAAUAUAUCAAGAAUGCAUUUAUUCUUCAUGGUCCAAAACGUGAAUGGAUUUGUGCUACAGAGGUUGAGGAUGAUAAAUUCCUAUGGUUGUCAGUACUUCAAAGCGCAAUCAAAAGUAGUAUGGAGAAGUAAGAAAAUAUUAUGGGUGCUAAUUCUCCCUGGCAAAGACCGAGAGAUCCCUGUUCCAGAAGAUGCAGUAGGAAGCAGAAUGAUUUCUCACGGAUGGGGAGAGUGAAGUAGGAUGACCCAUAAAGUCCCUCCUAACUUUUAACUUUAUCAUCUAUGUUCAACUAUGCAAAGAAAUGUACAGAACAACAACUUGAGUCCAAAAUUUUGAAGCACUUCUUUUGGUGGUUAUUUUUCAUAGGCAGUAAAAUUUGACACAACAAAGAUAAUUGCAUAUUUGAAGUUUUGUUUUAUGAGCUAAUGAAAAAGUCAGAAUAAAAAAGUGUUUCUUAAAUGACCAGUCUAGAGAAAUAUUUUGUUGACUUACCAAUCAUAUCAUUAUACAUUUUCAUGAUAUAAUUAUUGAUUUUAAAAUGUGUAUAAAAAUAUAAAUGGCAGUUUGGCAAAAAACCUGUCACAUGUCUUUAAUAUGAAUAUAUUCCUCCAGAGAGCAUUAAAAAUAAAUUCC